AUGUCAGCUAACGGGAAUAAUAUUCCAGCAUCAACCUCAAUCGAAAUUAUAUGGAAGGUUUUGGAAGAAGGAAUAGACCAGAUCAUGAGUAAACUAGAGAAAGGGUUGAACUAUAAAAAAUAUAUGGAAUUAUAUACGUAUCCUUUUGCUAAAGGAUUGGGUCAGAGGCGUGUCCUGUAUCGGAAUGUAAUGGAAAAGCGUAGUAAUCUACAUUAUAGAAAUUGGAUGGGAGAAAGUAUGGCUGAUUAUUGUGGAAUCUAUAAUUACUGCGGUGAUGCUCUAGGUGCAAGAUCAAAGGGAGGCGACCUAUAUAAUCGUCUGCAGGAUUAUCUUGAAAGAUACCUUGAUAAAAUCAGAAAGGACUCGGAACAACUCGCGGACGAGAAUUUAUUACAAUAUUAUGCAAAACAGUGGGAGAAAUAUACGGCUGCAUCGACUUAUCUAAACCAUGUAUUCAGAUUUCUUAACCGUCAUUGGGUGAGACACAAAGUCGAUGAGGGAGACAAAAAUAUAUAUGAUGUCUACACGCUUGCUCUUAUCAGCUGGCGCGAAAACGUAUUCAACCAUGUUCAGCAUCAGGUGACAGCAGCCGUGUUAAAGUUGAUCGAGAAAGAGAGGAACGGAGAGAUGGUUGAUGUUGGGUUAAUAAAAUCUGUUGUAGGUUCAUACGUUUCUCUUGGACUCGAAGAUAGUGACUCAUCGCUUGAAGUAUACAAAACACACUUUGAAUUGCCAUUUAUUGAGGCCAGCCAAGCAUACUAUAGGGCAGAAUCAGGGAAAUUACUCGAGAAGCAUAAUAUCACAGAUUAUAUGAAAAAGGUUGAGGCAAUAUUAUCUGGAGAGCAAGGCCGUGUUGUGUCAUACUUGAAUCCAAAUACCGAAAAACCGCAUCUUAGCGCUUGCGAAGCUAUACUCGUUAAAGAACACAUGAACAUUAUGUGGACGGAAUUUCAGGAUUUACUCGACAUGAAUAAACUCGAUGAUUUGGGAAUAAUGUAUUCUCUUCUGUCGCGCAUUCCAGGAGGAUUAAAUCCAUUAUGUACGCAAUUUGAAGAAUAUAUGCGAAAACAAAUGCGGCCUGGAAUGACCGUGACGGCCCUAAUUCAAGUUUAUGCAAAAAAUUCCGACAUAGUCCGGACAGCCUUUCAUGGGGAUGAAGAGUUUGUUGCUUCAUUGGACAAGGCGUGUCGUGAAUGCUGCAUGUAA
This is a messenger RNA of Paraglomus brasilianum, 1206 nucleotides long. The record is from the annotation of a GenBank genome assembly. Lineage: Eukaryota; Fungi; Glomeromycota; Glomeromycetes; Paraglomerales; Paraglomeraceae.